GAGAGAGAGAGGUGAAUACCUGAGACCACUGAUAUACUAGCACUCUGUUUACUUCCUGUCUCCUACGAAGAACACUAGCAGAAGUCUUCUGUUUAGGUAUUUACACAGUCGUGCUUCUUUCAAGGAGUCUCAGAGAGUGAAGUUUAACACGUGUAUCUGCUUCUGGUGGACAGAUUGGCAAAUGGAGACCAGAAAACUGAAAAGAGAUGUUGAAGCAUUACUUGGUGAUUACAUUGGCCAGCGACUAAGAGAAAAUGGAUUUGACCCCAAAGGGAAAGGAGCAUCUACCAUGUUGGAUGACCUUGCCCAUUAUGAUUUGGCUAUUAGUGUCGCGCUGUGGUGGCUGAAUAAGGAGGAUGGCAAAGAUCUCCUGGAAAAUUUUAUGAUAAGCCCUGGAGACAUACAGUAUCCCAACCACAAGGAGAGAGAAGCCAUGAUCCUCUCCUCCUUUGCUGGCCUGAUCAUGAACAGCCUGCCAGUAGAGGACAUCUUGUCUCUGUACAGCUGCAAGCCGGUUGCUGCUUAUCCUCAAAAUCUAACGAAGAGUGCCAUUGUUCACCCCUUCAGCUUGUCUUACCAUCCAUUUGCCAUGCUCGGCUCCUAUAAGGCAGUGGAUCGGUCACGCAAACACACUGAAAGGCUGAAACGUUGGAAGUCCAUCCACUGCAAACCUGAGCAACCGCCAGCACUGCCAUCACCUUCAAGCUCCUCUGAAUCCUCUUUCUCAGACAGUGGGGAUUCCUUAACUGAGAAGACAGAGAAUUAUGAGGGGUCCCAAGAAUCUCUUCAGGACUGAAAAUGGGAAUAUAUACAGCUGCCGUUGGUACUUAACAGCAAAAUAAGCAAAGGCGGAAACUCAAGAUAUGGAGCAAAACUAAUCAAUUUUCCAACAGGAAAAAUAAUGUUUCCAGAUUUGUUUCAGACAUUCAUCUACUUUUAACAGGGUGAAAAGGCAGCAGGGUCUGAAUUCCCUUAGCUCCUGGUGUGCUUUAACUGUUUUAAUACAAUUCUACUUACAAUUAGGACUGAGACCUAAUUACUUGGUAUUGCUUUAAAGGCUGUUGAUUUGUGCAAUAUUUUGCAGUGCCCAUGUGGUGAAAUUAGGAUUUGUGAGGAAAGGCAUGCUGUCCAUCAUCAUAAAAUAUUCAUACAUAUUGCAUUACACUUAGCUGACCCUUUUAUCCAAAGCGACUUACAGGGUACUGGCAGCAGUCCCUUGAGAAGUGUAGGGUUAGAUACCUUGCCCAAGGGCACUUCAGCCAUGAAAGAGAUAAGGGUUUGAUUUUAACCUGCAACCAUCUGAUCUUAAGACCAUCUCCCUAACCAUUGGGCCAUGUCUGAUACUGACAAUUAAUGGUUUGUCUGAUGUAUGUAUCGGAUGUUUUGACCCCAGUAUGGCAGGGGGAAGCAAAUUUGUUAAUCAAAGGAUGGCAGAGGAAGACUGGGUGUACGGAAGCUAGUCAGUUAGCAUACUCAUUCUGAAGGACAUCCCUGCAAUGUUAUGCAUAUGCUUUGAUUAGCACAUAUCAGUAGUAUUAUUUCCUCACAAAUCGUUUAUUUUUGCAUGCAUCACACUGCAAAACAGCAAAAUGAAACCGGGUAUGGUGCCUUUAGUGCAUUUUCUACGCUUGUGUUCUACAGUGUGCUAACAUCAAACAUGAAGAGGAUCUGUAUCACAUCUUAGACCUAGACAUAUUUUGUUUGUUUCACUUUCUGACCAUACUUCUUAACAUGUUUCAUUCUUUUAUUGUGUAUUUAUUGUAGGUUCUGGUGCAGCUGUAGCUUUUCACAAAGUGUCCUCAAAAGUGUUGAGCUCUUUAAUAAAUCUAUGAAAAAUGGUA
Engraulis encrasicolus (European anchovy) is the source of this 1841-nucleotide messenger RNA. RefSeq lists its product as uncharacterized. The record is from RefSeq and is a predicted model, not a curated record. The transcript is spliced from 9 exons. NCBI's taxonomy places the organism in Eukaryota, Metazoa, Chordata, Actinopteri, Clupeiformes, Engraulidae. The coding region runs from base 182 to 796 and encodes 204 amino acids.